This is a messenger RNA of Gamsiella multidivaricata, 1369 nucleotides long. RefSeq names its product sister chromatid cohesion protein Dcc1. NCBI's taxonomy places the organism in Eukaryota, Fungi, Mortierellomycota, Mortierellomycetes, Mortierellales, Mortierellaceae. Gene Ontology annotation, cellular component: Ctf18 RFC-like complex; nucleus; chromatin. The record is from RefSeq and is a predicted model, not a curated record. The transcript has 7 exons. Gene Ontology annotation, biological process: mitotic sister chromatid cohesion; maintenance of mitotic sister chromatid cohesion. Bases 49 to 1308 code for a protein of 419 amino acids.
CAACACUAAACAGGAGCGCUCAGUCGCCUUCAUCGCACACACAAACCCAUGGCAAAUCCAUCAACACAGGCUCCUCGCAACGCAACAACGACCAAUGUCAUCUUUGCCCACGACUUUGUUCAGUCCUCCUACAAGUUGCUGGAAAUACCAAAGUCUCUUGAGAAUUACAUCAACAGCAAUGGUCAAGACGGCCCUUUGAGUUUUCAAGUGCGUGGUCAGGAUAAGGAUACGGCAGUGCUCUGUACUCCUACACAGACAUUCAGCCUCCAGCGUGCUCAUACGUCCAACAUGCUUAUGCCUAUCGCGCCAGUUAUCAAACGGCGCAGGAACGAGUACGACAUGGACGCCGAUAUGGAAAUGGACAUGAAUGCAGACAUGAAUCCUUAUCAGAUCCACGACAAUGAAUCGGACGAAUCCCCAUACCAGAAGCAGGUUGUUCUUGACAUCCUGGACAGCAUCCUCGAUCUGAUCCCGAUCUCACCACGGCUGGACCGACUUACUGAUCUGCUUGGGCAAUAUCAGUUUGAGGGAUGGGCACAGGAAGCUAAGGUGAAGGGACAGUUGAAUACUUGGGCUCAUCUUCAAUCCAUCGUUCAGGCAAGUGAUCAGGAGAUCCUUCAAUGGCUCAAGGAGCGACAUGCUUGUUUGAUUGAAGGUCACUGGAGGCUCUUCAAGCGGCAGUUCAUGUAUGACAUCCUUCAGGAGAUAUUGAUGACGAUGAAUGUACUCGAAAUGUCUGCAAAUGCGAUUGACGGAAGCAUGCUUUGCACGAUGAUCGAAGAGGAGGCGCCUGAGCGGGAAUCUGGAAUCGAAACCUGGAUGGUAGAACACUGCCUGCAGAGCUUUUCAGAUGAUAAGGAAACCACAGAACCGGGAUAUUAUCACCUAUCGGCCGAAAAACUGUGCACCUUUAUGGGUGUCCAUCUCCUGUCCACAAUUGAAAGGGGGAACCGGUGGAAACUCGAGGAUUUUGUAUACACAUGGGAGAAAUCCCUGCAUGGACACUUUCAGACAGACCUUGCUUACCUCGCUGGCGAGUGCAUUGUUGAGACAGAUCGUGCUCCGGACCGGAAGCAAACGUACAGAUACAUCCGACAUCUGUCCAGAUCGCAUCUACCCGUCGAUCCAGCUGCACGGUUCACGGCGCUCUUUGAGAUCAAAAAUAAAUGGGAGGCUCAGGAAAUUCGCCCGUUCCUGCGUGAUCUUGUCCUAGAUGAGAAGAAACUGGAUAUUCUCUUGUUGAAACAUGCCAGGAGCGUGAAGCAGGCUGGAGGAGGAGUCAUUUACAGCAGCCGUGUCAUCAAGUAAUAAAGCGAGUGAUCGAUAUCGAUAUCGACAUCAAAUCCUCGGAUGCACUUGUACUUUUAUA